Molecule: messenger RNA, 2065 nt
Organism: Condylura cristata (star-nosed mole)
Lineage: Eukaryota; Metazoa; Chordata; Mammalia; Eulipotyphla; Talpidae
Gene: KCNN1
Product: potassium channel, calcium activated intermediate/small conductance subfamily N alpha, member 1
Exons: 11
Coding region: 115-1779 (554 amino acids)
Biological process (GO): potassium ion transmembrane transport
Cellular component (GO): neuronal cell body; plasma membrane; neuron projection
Molecular function (GO): calmodulin binding; small conductance calcium-activated potassium channel activity
Source: RefSeq, a predicted model, not a curated record
GGUGGCUCGUCCGGAAGACCCCUGCACUCCAGGGUCAGCAAGGGAGCCCCGCCGCUGAGCCAUGCCGGGCCCCAGGUGGCCUGCAGCAAGCCCAACCCCGGCACCCACAUAAUCAUGAACAGCCACAGCCACAGCCACAAUGGCUGCGGGGGACGGCCGCUGGGCAGUGGGCCUGGGGCCCUGGGCCGUGACCCACUGGACCCGGAGGCGGGCCGCCCCCCGCAGCCUCCACAUGGCCCUGGCCUCCAGGUGGUGGUAGCCAAGAGUGAACCAGCCCAAAUGGCAGCCAGCAGCCCCCCAGGGCACCUCCAGGACCAGGAGGAAGAGGAGGAUGAGGAAGAGGAGGAGGAGGAUGACGAGGAUGAGGCAGGUGGACAGAGGGGCUCAGGGAAGUCUCCAAAUGUGGGCCACCGCCUGGGCCACCGGCGGGUGCUCUUUGAGAAGCGGAAGAGGCUCAGUGACUACGCCCUCAUCUUUGGCAUGUUCGGCAUUGUUGUCAUGGUGACCGAGACGGAGCUGUCCUGGGGUGUCUACACCAAGGAGUCCCUGUACUCGUUUGCACUCAAAUGCCUCAUCAGCCUCUCCACAGCCAUCCUGUUGGGUCUGGUCAUCCUUUACCAUGCUCGGGAAAUCCAGCUGUUCAUGGUGGACAACGGGGCAGAUGACUGGCGCAUCGCCAUGACUUGCGAGCGCGUCUUCCUCAUUUCCCUGGAGCUGGCCGUGUGCGCCAUCCACCCGGUGCCCGGACACUACCGCUUCACAUGGACGGCGCGACUGGCCUUCACCUACACUCCGUCGGCGGCUGAGGCCGACGUGGACGUGCUACUGUCUGUGCCCAUGUUCCUGCGUCUCUACCUGCUGGGCCGCGUCAUGCUUCUGCACAGCAAGAUCUUCACGGAUGCCUCCAGCCGCAGCAUCGGCGCUCUCAACAAGAUCACCUUCAACACCCGCUUCGUCAUGAAGACGCUCAUGACCAUCUGCCCCGGCACCGUGCUGCUCGUGUUCAGCAUCUCCUCCUGGGUCAUCGCCGCCUGGACCGUGCGUGUCUGCGAGAGGGAAGACAUGUACCACGACAAGCAGGAAGUGACCAGCAACUUUUUGGGGGCCAUGUGGCUGAUCUCCAUCACCUUCCUGUCCAUCGGCUACGGCGACAUGGUGCCGCACACAUACUGUGGGAAGGGCGUGUGCCUGCUCACCGGCAUCAUGGGGGCCGGCUGCACGGCACUGGUAGUAGCUGUGGUGGCCCGGAAACUGGAGCUCACUAAGGCCGAGAAGCACGUGCACAACUUCAUGAUGGACACUCAGCUCACCAAGCGGGUAAAAAACGCCGCUGCUAAUGUUCUCAGGGAGACGUGGCUCAUCUACAAACACACCAGGCUGGUGAAAAAGCCAGACCAAGCCCGGGUUCGGAAACACCAGCGUAAGUUCCUCCAAGCCAUCCAUCAAGCUCAGAAGCUCCGGAGUGUGAAGAUAGAGCAGGGGAAGCUGAACGACCAGGCCAACACACUCGCCGACCUGGCCAAGACCCAGAAUGUCAUGUACGACCUCAUGUCCGAGCUGCACGCCCAGCAUGAGGAGCUUGAGGCCCGCCUGGCUGCCCUAGAAAGCCGCUUGGAUGCACUGGCUGCCUCUCUGCAGGCCCUGCCCAGCCUCAUCGCCCAAGCCAUACGCCCGCCCCCACCAGCCCUGCCUCCCCGGCCUGUGCCCGGACCCCCAGACCCGGCAGCCCGGAGCCCCUCAUGCCGGUGGCUGCCCAUGGCCCCUUCGGACUGCGGGUGACGGCCCUGCCCGCCACCAGACUCCUCAAUCUUGGCCAUCGUGUGGCCGCCAUCUCCACGCCACCCAGGAAGCCCUGUACAGUGGCGCUUCUUGGGGUUCAAGAAGCCAAAGCUGAGUUGGGCUGAGUGGACCGGGCUCGCCCUAACCUGGGCUGUCCAGGCAGAGGGCCAAGGCAGGUUGCCACCUGCUUCCUCCUUGAGUGGAGCCAGGGGAGCCCGGAGCUGCCUCUGGUCCCCCGGCCCCACAUCUCUCCCCAGGCCCCCGGUGGGCACACAGCAGCCAGGGG